Melanotaenia boesemani (Boeseman's rainbowfish) is the source of this 3425-nucleotide messenger RNA. Its product is annotated as protein NDRG3-like. Lineage: Eukaryota; Metazoa; Chordata; Actinopteri; Atheriniformes; Melanotaeniidae. The coding region runs from base 181 to 1332 and encodes 383 amino acids. The transcript is spliced from 17 exons. The record is from RefSeq and is a predicted model, not a curated record. Gene Ontology annotation, biological process: signal transduction. Gene Ontology annotation, cellular component: cytoplasm.
GUGCUGCUGACAGUUUUCAGUAGGAGGAGAGAGGAGUCUCGCGACCAGUUCGCUUCGCUACGCUCUGCUCAGCUCCAACGGUUCUCUCUUAAUCUGCACACCAGUUUGGAUUAAACGGACCAUAUAAAUUGUUUCUGGAGCUAACGGCUGACAGCUAAUUGGCGGUAACACGGUCCUAGUAUGGAGGAGCUUCAUGAUGUCCAGCUGACUGAGAUCAAACCCCUACUGACAGGACAGAAUGGCAGAAAUCUCCAGGACUUUGAUUGUCAGGAGCACGAUGUGGAGACGGCCCACGGCGUGCUGCAUGUUACCAUGAGGGGGGUUGCUAAGGGCAACCGACCCACCAUCCUCACCUACCAUGACAUCGGACUCAACCAUAAAUCUUGUUUCAACAGCCUGUUUAACUACGAGGACAUGCAGGAAGUGACACAGCACUUCUCAGUUAUCCAUGUUGAUGCUCCUGGACAACAGGAAAAUGCUCCCAUAUUCCCCACUGGGUACCAGUAUCCCAGCAUGGAUGAACUGGCUGAGAUGCUUCCGUCUGUCCUGACUCAGCUCCAGGUGAAGAGUGUGAUUGGUAUCGGAGUUGGAGCUGGAGCCUACAUCCUCACCAAACUGGCUCUGAUUGAGCCCAGUUUGGUGGAAGGAUUAGUCCUGAUCAACAUUGACCCCUGUGCCAAGGGCUGGGUGGACUGGGCUGCCUCUAAGCUGAGCGGCUGGACAAGCAACAUGGUGGACAUCAUCAUGGGACACCACUUCAGCACUGAUGAGUUAACAGAGAAUAAGGAGAUCAUCCAGACAUACAGACUCCACAUCUCUCAGGACAUACCACAGGAAAACCUGGCCAUGUUCUUCAGCAGCUAUGACAGUCGUGCUGAGUUACAGAUGGAGCGGCCCAUCCCUGGUCUGAAUGAAAACACAGUCAACACGCUCAGGUGUCCUGCCCUGCUGGUGGUUGGAGAUACAUCGCCUGCUGUUGAUACUGUGGUGGAGUGUAACUCCAGACUGAAUCCCACCAAAACUACCCUGCUGAAGAUGGCAGACUGUGGAGGACUUCCCCAGGUGGUUCAGCCUGGAAAACUUGCAGAGGCCUUCAAGUACUUUGUCCAAGGGAUGGGCUACAUCCCUCAUGUUUUAUUAAACCAUCUGAGCAGCCAAUCAGUGCCCACAGCAGGAAUGACCCGGCUGGUUCGCUCCAGGACUCACUCUGCUUCCAGCGUGGGCUCCACAGAUGGCGUCCGCAACCGCAGUACCACCAACACCCUGCCAGAGGGCGCCACCUGCACCGUCCCCGAGCACACAGCUGUGCAAACCAUCGAGAUGACGGCGUAGGGCUUCCUCCUGCUCCGCUCUCUGUCUUCAUCUUUUUCUCACAUCCUUUCUCCACUUGGCUCUCUGCUGCCUCAGUCCCAGACAAACUGUUCUGUCCCUGUUCCACCUGAAGACCUGGAACGUCCUGGAACAUCCUGGAAUGCCCUGGAGUGUAGAACUGAAGGUAGAUUUGAGCGGUGUCAUUGAUGUUCUGCUGAUGGCUCCUUUAGAUACUGAUGAUGGUUUUUACUCUUUACUCCCGUCUCCAUGGAGCCAUGCUGUUGCCAUGGUGAAUCUCUUAGAUGUAACCAUAUUAUUAGAUUAUUCAUAUUUAUAAGCAGUGGUGUUGUUUUGUUCCCCAGACAUUUUCACCUCUCUUCUCUUCCUUUCUUAUUACUUAAUAUAUUAUAAUCAGCAUUAUUUUAUGCCUCUUGUUGACGGUUUAUGAGGAAAAAGCUCUUUUUUCCAAACAAUAAAACUACAUUUAUAGGAAUAUUUGACCAAAAAUGUAAAUGUGCUUGACUGUGACAGUUAGUGUCCAUCAGGAACUUUCUCCUCUCUAACAGAUGCAUCAGCUCUCAGCCUGAGUCGUGUUGUUUCUCUGAAUCCAUGAAGCAGUUUGUUCCUGAGACUCUGCUGGGAUGAGAAAUAUUCCCAAUGCGGCUCAACAGCAGGAAUACUGUCGGCAUGAUCAAUCAGUCAAAUUAAGUAUUACAUGCAAGACAGUUAAAUAGAUGUUUUAGGACCAUUUGGAUGCAUUUCCAAACAAAAAAGCACAAACAUACCGACUUCUAGUGGCAUCAAUAGAAAAAAUCCAGAAAAUGUUUUAUUUAUUGCACUAAUUGAAAAUGUAUGAAUACGUUGUUACAUUAAUGAAAGCAACACUGCAGGACAUCACGUUCAUGGUGCAAACCUUUAACCCUGAUGAGUGUCACUUUCCAACACCAGCAGCGUAAUUUAAAGAACCAAAAGUAUAAACAGAGCAGAGACUAAAACUCAGUGUUGCUGCUCAGCUUGUUUUAGAAAAAUGGAGGCACAACUCCGACUCACAUGUAAUAACAAACAGGAAGAACACUGAACAUGUGUAAAACAAAUAACCGCACCCUACUACAGUUUAACUCAUCUGGAGGACAGAUGUCCCUGUUUCAGUCUUUCUCCCUGAAGCACAUUGACUGGUUUCAUGUAGGAUUUGAUGCUAAUAUUAAAACUAGACUUCGUAUCAGAAAUGACCGCUAUUUAGUUUUCCAAGUUCUUCCUGUGAUGGAGAUCCUGAGCGAGAUCCAUCCUGAUACCUCGUCUGUUGCUCUUGUUACGAUGCAGCAUGCUUGUCGUAGGUUUGUGGCAUGUGAACCGUGUAGUGGUUAGUGUGGUUCGUAACAGAUGUCCAGCUGUAAACCCGACGCCAUACAUCACUGAAACUUGGACUUGCGACAGCUGCUUGAAACCCCAUUAAAGAAACAAAACAAAAACAUCAUCUAAAAGUUUGAGGCAACAUUUUACUUCACUGUUUUUUUUUUAAAAUAAGUUUUGAUUUAAAUUGAUGCGGACAAAAAAAGGAAAAAACCUCCCUGCAUGUAAAAUAUCCACGGAUGAAAGUGAACCUGAACAUGAUGAGACUCGUUUUCUUCCUCAGCCCUGAAGAACCACUUUAAUAUAGUCAACAAGGUAAAUGUUCCACGUUAUUAAUCCCACACUUGUUGUUAUAGUUAGAUCCGACCCGUGGGACUGAGUUGUGGAUUGUCAGGAUGUUAACAAACAAUCCACCAUGUUUGGAUCGAAACCCCAGAGCAUCCUGAUGGGAGAAGUUGUAGCCAUCAGUCAGUGGAGUCUUAACCGCCUCCCUGCAGGAAGAUUUUCCUGAAAAGAAGAUAAUUCCAGUCUGGACUGAAAACAAAGCGAGUUUAUGACCCACAGUCUGUAACUGGAGAACAUUCAGUUCUUUAACUGCAUAUUCUGUGAUGCCGUCUGUUAAUAUUGAUUAUAACCGUUACUAUGGUGAUUUGUACUGAAGCAUUGUAGCUGUUACACUGAGGUUUGUAUUUACUGGAUGUUAUGAUUUAUUUAAGAGUGUAGACAAAGUUUGUAAUGAAAUAAAGCAGAUUAACCAGAAAGAA